AGCAUUAUCGAGUCUUCCGUCUUCUUUCUUCACCAUGAUUUCUUCCUUCUUUUUACUUCCUGCCUUCUUUUGGCAUGCUGCCUCCCAUCCUCAUUAUGUCCCGCGUGAGAACAAAGAGACCGGGAAACCUACCACUCUCGCUGGAAGCCUAUGUGCCUCGCCAUCUUGCACAGUCACCCCAACUUCCCUUUCUUCCCUGGUCUUCACUGCUUCUCCGGUCACAGUAAAGCCGCCUGGCGCCGAGUCCUCCAUUAUCGUCUCUUUUGACCCAGUUACCACAAAAUCAUUCCAGCCAGAAACCACCGUACUCGCCAACACUGACACCAAAGGAACCCUCACGCUCGGCAAAGCCACUGUCACAGGUCUUAAAGCAACUGCCACAGCGACAUAUAACCUCUCUCCAACAGAAACAUCCCAAGUGGUCAUAGUCGCCGAAGUCGAAGCCACCACCCAGCUCUACUUCGGCACAUCCGACGACGACGGCGCCGGUGGCUCCUGUCCCAUCGACGGGCCCUUCUCCAGCAAGGAAAGACGUGAUCUUAAUUUCCACCGAUCGCUAAGCAAGCGAAGUGUCCGAAUCGUCGACGUAGAUGACGGCCUCGGCGUCAACCGCGCAGCGCUAUUGCAAAGCAUGAUCGACGAGGCUACAACUGUUCUCCAUGCCGUGGACGCGAGAUUGGACAGCUUUAACGGGAACUACGACGGCAUCACAGACGUUGGAUUUACGAGAUGGUUCCCGAAUACCCAAUUCAAGCGUCUGCACAACAUGGUCAAAGCCGAGCUGCGCGCCCUCACCACCGCCGACACCAACGACCCCCAGAACAUCCUCACCACCUGGACGACGCUCGAAUCGCGCCCGGACACCCGCGACCGCACCUGCCGCAGCGAAAACGGCGCCGAAGGGAUCCAAGCCCAGACCAGCGCGAGCCAGUUGUCCCUACGCCCACAUCCAGGCCAGCCGAAUGGCGAGACGUGUCCCGGGUCGUGGGUCAUCAUCUGCCCGAAGAUCAUCAAGAACUACCAGUCGUUGGCGCUGCCGAAAGACUUCUGCACCAAGAAAACUCUAACACGGAAGACGUUCAACAAGAAGCUGCUCAACGACGCCGAGUAUAACUUCGACAUUGGGAUCGGCAGCGGUGCGAGGGUGGUCAUCCACGAGCUCACGCAUUUCGUGGACGUGUGCGCCGCGGUGGAAGAUUGGGAUCUGGGGGGCGCUGCUAACAAGCCUCCAUCGUGUAAUGUGCAGGGUGACUACACCGAGGAAGUCUACAAAUACAAUGAAUUGCAGCAGCUCAGAGAAUGCUACGAGAACGACCCGACCGCGCAGUGUAACGGGAAGCCGGGAGAUAUGGCGCUGUUCAAUGCCGAGAAUUACACUUUAGCGAUUAUAGAGUGGUACAUUAGGAGCCUAUGCAGUGGCUGGAAUACACCUAAGGAGUAA
Messenger RNA from Mytilinidion resinicola, 1441 nucleotides. RefSeq lists its product as uncharacterized. Gene Ontology annotation, molecular function: metallopeptidase activity. The record is from RefSeq and is a predicted model, not a curated record. Bases 35 to 1441 code for a protein of 468 amino acids. Lineage: Eukaryota; Fungi; Ascomycota; Dothideomycetes; Mytilinidiales; Mytilinidiaceae. The transcript is spliced from 3 exons.